Molecule: messenger RNA, 2244 nt
Organism: Aspergillus terreus NIH2624
Lineage: Eukaryota; Fungi; Ascomycota; Eurotiomycetes; Eurotiales; Aspergillaceae
Product: alpha-galactosidase
Exons: 3
Coding region: 1-2244 (747 amino acids)
Biological process (GO): carbohydrate catabolic process
Molecular function (GO): alpha-galactosidase activity
Source: RefSeq, a predicted model, not a curated record
AUGGUGGCUUUCAUGAACAGCGCGACAUUUGUCGCCGGACUUUUCACUCUGUGGAGUCGUCCGAUCUGGGCUACACCCGCCUCGAAUACUAAUGCGGUCGUUGUGAACGGCACAGCUUUCACUCUGAACGGUGACCAUGUCUCGUACCGUUUCCAUGUAGACGACGCCACUGGGGAUCUGUUCUCGGAUCACUUCGGCCCGCGAGUCUCCGGAAACUUCCCAACGGAGAUCGUCAGUCAGGUCAAUGGUUGGGUCAACACCAUUGGCCGAGUCCGACGCGAAUUCCCAGACCAGGGUCGAGGCGACUUUCGCAUCCCUGCCAUUCGUAUUCGGCAGACGGCGGGUUACACCGUCUCCGAACUAUUGUACAGAUCCCACACGGUCAUCCCGGGUAAGCCGGCUCUCCCUGGGCUGCCUGCAACCUUCGGCUCCGAGGAGGACGUGACUACGCUCGUGGUGCAUCUAUAUGAUGAGAUCAGUGAAGUGGCUGCAGAUCUGUCGUAUUCGAUCUUCCCCAAGUACGAUGCUGUUGUACGCAGCGUCAAUGUCACCAAUCAGGGCGCGGGGAAUAUCACCAUCGAGACGCUUGCUAGUCUGAGUGUAGAUUUCCCUUACGAGGAUCUAGAUAUGGUCUACCUGAGGGGUGACUGGGCGAGAGAAGCGCACAGCGAGAGGAGGAAAGUCGAAUAUGGGACGCAAGGUUUUGACAGCUCUGCGGGAUACUCGUCUCAUCUACACAACCCAUUCCUGGCAAUCAUGAACCCAGCUACCACAGAGUCUCAAGGUGAGACUUGGGGUUUCUCGCUGGUCUACUCGGGAUCAUUCGCAGUCAAUGUGGAGAGAGGCUCUCAGGGGUUUACUCGGGCUCUCCUUGGCCUCAACCCUGGCCAGCUUUCAUGGGUGCUGAGACCAGGCGAGAGUCUAGUAUCUCCUGAGUGCGUGGCGGUUUACUCAGCGGAUGGUAUUGGUGGCAUGUCUCGGUUGUUGCAUCGUCUCUACCGGAACCACUUGAUAAAGAGCAAGUUUGCUGUAUCGGACCGUCCAGUCUUGCUCAACAGCUGGGAAGGCCUUGGCUUUAACUAUAACGAGACCACCGUCUACCAGCUGGCUACGGAAGCGGCAGAAUUGGGCGUCAAGCUGUUCGUACUCGAUGACGGGUGGUUCGGUGACAAGUACCCCCGUACCGCUGAUAACGCCGGCUUGGGAGACUGGGUUCCUAAUCCCGACCGGUUUCCUCAUGGAUUACCGCAUGAGGUUGACAGGAUCACGGCCUUGCACCCCGGGAAUGAUACAUCCACUAAUCUGAGAUUUGGACUCUGGUUCGAGCCAGAGAUGGUCAAUCCUAAUUCCAGUCUCUAUCAUCAACAUCCAGACUGGGCUCUACAUGCAGGAUCAUAUCCACGCACCUUGACGCGGAACCAACUGGUCUUGAACAUGGCCCUCCCCGAGGUCCAAGACUACGUGAUCAAGUCUGUAUCAGACAUCUUGGACAGCGCCGAUAUAUCCUAUGUUAAGUGGGAUAACAACCGCGGCAUCCAUGAAACACCUUCCCCUUCCACCGACCACCAGUACAUGCUCGGAAUGUACCGGGUCUUCGAUAAUCUCACGACCAAGUACCCCAAUGUCCUCUGGGAAGGAUGUGCCUCUGGCGGCGGCCGCUUCGACCCGGGUGUGCUCCAGUACUUUCCGCAAAUCUGGACCUCCGAUGACACCGACGCCUUGGAGCGUAUUACCAUUCAAAUGGGCACCUCGCUGGCAUAUCCGCCCAGCGCAAUGGGCGCGCAUCUUUCAGCUGUACCGAACCAGCAAACAGGACGCACCUUGCCUAUUACUUUCCGCGCCCACGUCGCAAUGAUGGGAGGGUCUUUUGGUCUGGAGCUGAAUCCUGCGCACAUGCCCGAUGAUGAGCGCGAUGCUGUCCCGGGACUUAUUGCUCUCGCCGAGAGGGUCAAUCCGAUCGUUCUGACUGGGGAUAUGUACCGAUUGAGCCCUCACGACUCGCAGUGGCCGGCAGUCCUCUUUAUCUCCCCGGAUGGUGAGCAGGCAGUCCUGUUCUAUUUUCAGACCAGCCCCCGCGUGGACAAUAGUAUUCCCCGGGUGAAGAUGCAGGGAUUGGACCCACAGGCUGUGUACAGUGUCGAUGGAGAUGCGGAGUACUCUGGUGCGACAUUGAUGAACGUAGGGUUACAGUUUCCUUUCGAUUCGGACGUGGGGAGCAAGGUGGUGUUCUUCCAGAGGCUGUGA